GCUGAUUUAAAUCUUGCAAGUAAGGAAUGAACGAACGGAUCUCUCCUUACGAUUAUUUCGUUUAGUAAAUAUCUGUAUCGCGUUAACGACAAUUAAUUUCUCUUUUUCUUUCUUUCUGUUAUUUUUUUUUUUUUAUUUUUUUACUUUUUUAAAAAACACGACUGUAUUUCAAACAUCAAAUGAUAAAUUUUUUGAUUGUAACAAUUGUAAGAAACGUAUAGUAUACGUAUCUGUAUUAUACACGUACACAUAUGUAACAUACACGCACACACAUGUAUAUAUAUAUAUACGUACACAUAGAGGAAGAAACAUAACCCAAAAGUAAUAUUUUCCCGCGCGAAGAAUAAAAUUCGCGCCAAAGUGUUAUCGCAGAUUAACCAAUCAGAGAUCGGUUAAGAGUUUGUGACGUAGCGUUUAAAGCGCUAUACGUCGAGUUGUGUCGGCCGCCGCCAUGCCAUGCGGUCAUCGUGGAACUGACGUGACUAUCUUUUACGUGCAAUAUCAUAGAGUAAAUCGUUAAGAAAAUAAAAUAUUUUUCUUGAUUUGUAUUCUUCGUUUGUGUAAAUGUGAGAAUAAUGUAUCGUAAUCGUUAACGUGAGUUCGUCGUUAAAGGACAAGUGACGUGUUCUUGUGAAAUAGAAGGCGUAGGACCCGCUCCCUGUCGGUUAGAAAUUGGCCAACGGCGGUAGAGAUUUGAAUGCAUCGUUUAGUGAAACGAAGAAAUCAUUAAAGGGAUGCUGAAAGAGUCGAUCGAUAAAAAGAGUGGGGGAAAAAGAGAGAGAGAGAGAGAGAGGAGAGAGAGAGAGAGAAAGAGAAAGAGAGAGAUGUUUUCUAACCUCUUCACGUGAAGUCUACGUUGGCCUAAUUUUUUUUAGUGCACCGGAAGAGAAGCGCGUUUCUAUUUAUAGGUUAGUUUCCUACGAAAUUCUACCUAAAUCUUUUCGAUAAUAUCGUUUAUAUAGAAGAGAAAAAUUUAUGUCGAACUCAAGAGAUGCCCGAAUCACAUUUUGUGUUUGUGUGUUUGUCCUGCGUGUGUGUUUGUGUUCGAACAUUGUGUAUGUGAAACAUAUGUAUGAGAAUGUACAUAUAUAUAUAUAUAUACACGAACGAUAGCCGCUUAUACGGUCUUCCCCCAAUGUCCAGUGAAAUUCGAACGAAAGCAGCGCCAUAACGACGCGCAUGAUUACACAAGCGGACUAAACACGCAAGUUGCCUGCAUAAAAGAAUUCAUUUCUAACGAGAUGCAGCUGGAUAAAUAUUUAGAAUCAUCUAACACUAUAAUAAAAUAAAUAAAUAUUCAAACAACGAAGACAAUUUGGAAAGGAAUGAUCAUGAUACGAAUAGACGAGGACGAAGAAAGGAACGGCUACAAUGAGAUAAGAUCGAUGAUGAUGAUUCGUGACGGAAGUUCGAAGCACGACGUCGAUUCAUUGACUUCCGAUUCAUUUGAAAGUCUCUCCGUGAAGGAUUGCAUUUAUCGAGGGGAAGGAAAUGCUAACAUCGUUGUCACUCUAAUGCAUGAGCAGAAGGUAAUCCGAUUCCGGAAAUCGUUACCAAGGGAGACUUUGUCGGACAACAACGACGACGAUGAAGACGUCGACGAGAACGAUGGGAACGACGAUGAGAAAAUACGCGUAAAACGAGAAGCGGAAUUCGUUAGGCACGUUGUUUCCGGUUACUUGGGUUCUUACGUUCGUGUACCAGAGAUCGUUCGUUACGAUGCAAAGGACGUAACCAAACUUCUCGAAAUUAUUCGACCAUUUCGUUCAGAAAAAAGGAAAUACAAGAAGAAAGUCAAAAUAUAUGCCAUGAAAAUGCCAGAUUAUACUUUUCUUCCAUCGAUGUUCGCCAAAUUAGAUCAUGAUUUAUUUAAAAGUAAAUCGACGUUUGCCGUAGAAAUAAAACCUAAACAGGGAUAUCAACGUAAAGAGGAACAACGAUUGCAAAAGUGUCCGUAUUGCCUUGCACAGUAUUACAAGUUUAAUGAGAAAAUGAUCGAUGAUAGAAGCAGUUAUUGCCCGUUCGAUCUUUUCUCAGGGGAUGUCGAACGUAUGAACGGAGCGAUCAAAGGCUUGUUAAGAUCACCUCAAAAUAAUUUGAAGAUUUUCAAGGAUGGAACGAUCGUUUACGAUCAAGAAUUUUCAACGAAUGAUCUUGAAACUGUAUUAAAUGAUUUUUAUCAAACUGCUGAUAUUUCUACAAAAGAUAUCAAUGUAAAUUUGUUCAGCAAUUUAAUUUGUGCUAUAUUAUUGCACUCUUAUCCUCAGAGUAAACGUUCAGAGUUAAUGCGAGCUAAAUUUAAACGUAAUCGCUUUUAUCAUAUUUCUGAACGUGACAAUGAAGUUAUUCGUGACACCAAUGAGAAACUCCUUUCAAAAACAAGAAAACUUUUUUAUCUUUUACAGGAAGAAUGUAAACGUGAAAGUAAUAAUGAUCUACCAAAGGACUGUAUAUUGGAAAGAAUACUUUCAAUGCAAAGAUUACCAUAUGUCGGUACAGAACAUAUCUAUGAUAUCUACGAUAAACAUUCAACAGUGAUAAACGAUGAGAUCAUAUAUUCUCAUUUAAUAAAUUCUUCUUGGAAUUAUACGAAAGAAGAACACAAGGAUACCAAUGGAAAUCAUACUGACAAUUGGCCAAGUACAACUUCUAAAAUUAAAGAGAAUAUUGAGUUAAUUAAAAAUACAGAUCAAUGGAAGGAAAAUAUUUCUUACUACAACGAUAAGUUAAUAGAUAAAAGUAAUAAUGAUAAUAUCGAGUAUAAAAAUGAUAAAAUAUCAAGCAACAUAAAUAAUAAAGAUCUAAUAGCAUUACAAAAUUAUCUUUUAUUUUGUACUGCAAGAGAUUGUUCAAUAUUAAUAACUUUUCGACAAUUAAAACCGGAAGCACUGUUGUCCGUUCCACAAGAAUAUGUGAUCAAAAUAUCUAAAGAUCUUUGUUUUCUUACCAGUGUUAAUGUUACCGACUUGGAUCCAAAAAGUAUGCAUAGUAUUAAAAGGCAUCGUCAAAGAGACAUAGAUAUUCUUAAUGCAGUAAUAUCUGUAUUAAAAGAAGAAUUAUCUUUAAAUGAUCAUCAAUGAAUAUUCAAGAUAGAUA
Messenger RNA from Vespa mandarinia (Asian giant hornet), 3096 nucleotides. RefSeq names its product Inositol phosphate kinase 1 (gene Ipk1). Gene Ontology annotation, biological process: inositol phosphate biosynthetic process. The record is from RefSeq and is a predicted model, not a curated record. Gene Ontology annotation, cellular component: nucleus. Lineage: Eukaryota; Metazoa; Arthropoda; Insecta; Hymenoptera; Vespidae. Gene Ontology annotation, molecular function: inositol-1,3,4,5,6-pentakisphosphate 2-kinase activity; ATP binding.